This is a messenger RNA of Solanum dulcamara, 490 nucleotides long. RefSeq names its product G-protein coupled receptor 1-like. Lineage: Eukaryota; Viridiplantae; Streptophyta; Magnoliopsida; Solanales; Solanaceae. The coding region runs from base 20 to 490 and encodes 156 amino acids. Gene Ontology annotation, biological process: adenylate cyclase-activating G protein-coupled receptor signaling pathway; cell surface receptor signaling pathway. The record is from RefSeq and is a predicted model, not a curated record. Gene Ontology annotation, molecular function: G protein-coupled receptor activity. Gene Ontology annotation, cellular component: plasma membrane. The transcript is spliced from 4 exons.
GUCAUUUUGAGUGCAGGACAUGUGCUGCAGUUUCUUCAGCAUAAUUGGGGAUCCUUCCAAAGGGUUCUUCUGUUAUGGUCAGGGAUAUACAACACAUUUCUUCUGCCUAGCGUCUUUCUUGUGGACAACAACAAUUGCCCUUACUCUUCACCGAACAGUUGUUAGACAUAAGACGGAUGUUGAAGAUUUGGAGCCAAUGUUUCAUUUAUAUGUUUGGGGAACUUCAGGAGUAAUGACAGUUAUAAGAUCAAUUGCCAAUAAUCAUGAACAUCUAAGUCGUUUGGGCACUUGGUGUUGGGCACAAACAGGACACACAGGAAAGGCAACCGACGAGUCACUUCUUGAGUUAUUCUACCGUGCAUUUAAUGAUAAUGGAAAAAUUGUUGUAAACACCAUUACCGAUGGAGCAUUCUUGGCUAAUACUUUUCAAGAGGCUAUGGAGAGACUUGAUCGUGUUGCAAAGUCAAACACUUUUCAAGAGGCUCCAUGA